UUUUGAGUUUGCAGAGUAGGGGGCGUACCAUGAAGCUUGUGAGUGAGUGUGUGUGUGUUUAGGGGGGUGUCCUAUGGAGAGCCAAGGAGCGAAAAAAAGCCCGUUGGCACCGAUCCGUGCGACGCGCACACACUGAGCACAGAGAGCCAUGACGACAUGAGCGGCUCCGAGCGGGUGUUUUAACGGCAUGACGGCGGAUCGGAGGAGCUGCAGCUGAAGGACGAGAGCCGGUAGAGACGCUCCAGCCCCGGAGAUCCGAACAGAGGACGGCGGAGAGCGAGCGGCAGAGCGCCGGGGAAUCAUGCGGGCUCCUGCGCUCCGGCUGCUGGGUCUCGUGUGGCACCUCUCCGCGCUUUUACGCACCGCACAAACGUACAAACUGCACCACAAACAAGAGAGCUUCAUCAGACAGCUGUCAGCGUAUGAGAUCAUCACCCCGGUGCGCUUGAAUGAUUUUGGAGAGUCGUUCCCGCACCGGCUGCAUUACCGCAGGAGGAGGCGCAGCACUGACGCAGAGGUCUCGGGUUCGAGGGCUCAUUACCGGUUUGAGGCGUUCGGCCAGGCGUUUCACCUGAACCUCACGGCUGAUUCUGGAUUCAUCGCUCCAUCUUACACAGUGCUUCACCUGGGAGAGGAAGAGAAGCAUGGAGACGAUGCAGACCUGCGCCACUGUUUCUUCAGAGGACACGUCAACGAUCGCAGGGAACACCACGCCGUCUUUAGCCUCUGCACUGGACUAAUCGGCUCGUUCACGACCCACAGUGGUCAGUUCUUUCUGGAGCCGCUGCUGAGCGCUGAUGGAGAAGAGUAUGAGGAAGAGCACAACAAACCUCACCUGCUCUACAGACACGAGUCACAUGACCCUCAGCCGUGCAGCGCCUCAGAUCGUCCCGCCCAUCACAUCAGUCUCCACGGCAACAGAACUCUGGAAGAGGAAGUGAUGUCGAUACAGGAAACGAUGCGUCCUGACGACGGCUCUCAUUCCCGCCGGAAGCGCUUUCUGUCGUAUCCGCGGUUCGUGGAGCUGAUGGUGACGGCUGACGUUAAGAUGGUGCGACAUCACGGACUCAACCUGGAGCACUACAUCCUCACAAUCAUGUCAGUAGUCGCUGCGAUCUACAGAGACCCCAGUGUAGGAAACCUCAUCAACAUCAUGAUCGUCAAACUCAUCGUCAUACACAACGAACAGGAAGGGCCGAAUAUAAACUUCUACGCCACUGCGACGCUUCAUAACUUCUGCAUGUGGCAGCAGAGUCACAACGUUUUGGACGACAGUCACCCGGGUCAUCACGACACGGCGCUGCUCAUCACCAGGGAGGACAUCUGCCGAGCAAAGGACAAGUGUGACACGUUAGGUCUGGCGGAGCUGGGGACGAUGUGUGAUCCGUUCCGAAGCUGCUCCAUCAGCGAGGAGAACGGCCUGAGUGCAUCCUUCACCAUCGCUCACGAGCUCGGACACGUGUUCAACAUGCCUCAUGAUGACAGUCCGAAGUGCCGCGAGGCGGGGAUCAAGCAUCAGUACCACGUCAUGGCCCCGACGCUCAACUACGACACCAGCCCCUGGUCCUGGUCCAGAUGCAGCCGCAAGUACAUCACUGAAUUCCUGGACACUGGUUAUGGUGAAUGUCUCCUUGACGAGCCUUUGGUGAGGAUGUAUAACCUUCCCAGCCAGCUUCCAGGUCAACUCUACAACGCCAACCGGCAGUGUGAACUCAUGUUCGGCCCCGGCUCCCAAGUCUGUCCCUUUAUGAAACAGUGCAAGCGUCUCUGGUGCACUAGUGCGGAGGGCGACCAUAAAGGAUGUCGUACGCAGCACAUGCCGCUCGCUGAUGGGACCGAAUGUGGCUAUGGCAUGUACUGCAGGCACGGCAUGUGUGUAAAUAAAGAGAUGGACAUGAAGCCGGUUCAUGGUGAAUGGGGCCCCUGGGGGCCUUACAGUGUUUGUUCCAGGACCUGCGGAGGAGGAACACGCAGCACAACAAGAGACUGCAAUAAACCUGAGCCGAGGAACGGAGGACGGUUUUGUGUGGGCCGCAGAAUGAAGUUCCGCUCGUGUAACACGGAUCCGUGUCCCCGGGGCCAGAGGGAUUUCAGGGAGGAGCAGUGUGCACAGUUCGACGGGAAACACUUCAACAUCAACGGACUGCCACCCUCCGUCCGCUGGGUGCCCAAAUACAGCGGCAUUGUGAUGAAGGACCGCUGUAAACUGUUCUGCCGUGUUGUGGGAUCGACGUCGUACUAUCAGCUGAGGGAUCGGGUCGUCGAUGGGACCCCCUGUGGACCGGACACAUAUGAUAUCUGUGUACAAGGCCUCUGCAGGCAAGCAGGGUGUGACCAUGUUUUGAACUCGAAGGCCAGAAAUGAUAAGUGUGGUGUCUGUGGAGGAGACAACUCUUCAUGUAAGACCCUCGGCUGGACCUUCAACAACGGCACAAUACGGUGAGACCCUUGGACCACUCUCCUCUCCUCUCCUCAUCUCCUCCUCUUC
Molecule: messenger RNA, 2488 nt
Organism: Carassius auratus (goldfish)
Lineage: Eukaryota; Metazoa; Chordata; Actinopteri; Cypriniformes; Cyprinidae
Product: A disintegrin and metalloproteinase with thrombospondin motifs 20-like
Exons: 15
Coding region: 302-2443 (713 amino acids)
Biological process (GO): proteolysis; extracellular matrix organization
Cellular component (GO): extracellular matrix
Molecular function (GO): metalloendopeptidase activity
Source: RefSeq, a predicted model, not a curated record